AAAAAUGCCCCUUUAUUCGACUGGAAGUACCCAAGCUUGGUAUUCACCUAAACAGGCCUUGUGUAUCGCUCUAACUUUUGCAAUUGUUGAUUUACUAGUUAACAUUUUUGGAUUGGCCUGGAAUGGAAAAUUUUUCACCUUUGAUAAUUUACAACAUUGGUUCGAUUUUAGCCAUUACACGUUUACUAACAACCCGAUUGACUUUCUGGCUGUUGCAAUUCUUCGAAUUUGUAUUCUUCUGGGUGGUGCUGCAGGAGUUUAUUGUAACCCUAAAGGGGGUGCUGAAGCUUGUGCUACUCUUUCCAAUUUCACCUUUGCAUUAGUCCUUGUUAUUGUUGCCUUUUCUCCAAUAAAAUUGCUUGCUUUUUAUGAACAUGAGGACCUCAAAUUUGCUGUUGGAGAUUGGAUUCUUAUGAUUUGGUGCAUUCUAGCAGCUUUAUUUGUUCAAGCAAUUUGGGUUAGCGUGUUUGCUCGUGUUCGAGAAGUUAUUUUUGUUGGACGUCAAAGGCUAUUUUCUAAUGAAGACGAACAAUAUUUUUCUGAAUUGCAAAGAAAGGAAAGUGAAGUUGCUGACCAAAAACGAGAAACUUUUGUGAUGCUUUUCCGACUUCUUGGAUAUAUGGCAAAGGAAUGGCCAUUUUACAGUGUUGCUUUUAUCUUUUUGUUUUUCUAUUCGCUUUCUCGAGUUUUUGUGCCUUACUUUACUGGACAAGUGGUUGGAGCUGUCUUUGGUGCUGAAGCUUCUUAUGAACACCUUUUUAAUUAUGUCAUUAUUAUGGCCUCGCUUUCAUUAUCGAGUUCUGUCUUUGCCGGUCUACGUGGAGGGUUUUUCACUUAUUCUCAGGCUCGAAUUGAUAGAAGAAUUCGCGGAGAUCUUUUUAGUUCUUUUGUUAAACAAGAGAUUGGAUUUUUUGAUGCCAACAAAACUGGAGAAAUUUGUUCUCGAAUAAAUGCCGAUUGUCAAACAAUGUCAAACACAUUAGCACUUUACAUGAACGUUUUUUGUCGAAAUAUGACAAUGCUUGUUGGCUCGCUUAUUUUUAUGUUUUUGCUUUCUUGGCGUCUUACAGUUGUCACAUUUACUGCUGUUCCAAUUAUUUUUUUAAUCUCAAAAGUUUUCGGAGUUUACUAUGAUCAAAUAGCCGAAGAAAGUCAAAAUAGUGUGGCAAAAGCAAAUGAUGUUGCAGAGGAAGUAUUGAGUGCAAUACGUACAGUAAAGAGUUUUGCUUGUGAACGUUUUGAAUCUCUCCGUUUUCUUUCUUAUUUGAACGUCACUCUAAGCAUUGGUGCCCGUAAAGCAACUGCUCAUGUUGGAUUUCUUCUUACUACAGAGUUUUUACAAAUGGGAAUUCUUACUAUGGUGCUUUUUUAUGGCGGUCAUUUGGUAAUUCAAGGAAAAAUUGAUUCUGGACUUUUGGUUUCAUUUAUGCUCUAUCAAUUCCAGUUGGGGGAAAAUUUACGAGAAUUGGGCGAAGUUUGGAAUGGAUUGAUGCAAGCAGUUGGCGCCUCGAGAAAAGUUUUUGAAUUAAUUGACCGUCAACCUGAAGUCCUCAAUGACGGACACGUUGCCCUUGAUGAUAGAAUUGCUCGGAUGGAAGGACGAAUUGAAUUUAGAAAUGUUCAUUUUCAUUACCCGACACGGCCUAAUGUUCCUGUACUUAAAGGUCUUUCUUUCACGGUUGAACCAGGACAAAUAGUGGCACUAGUAGGACCUAGUGGAGGUGGAAAAAGUUCGUGUAUCGCUUUGCUUGAACAUUUCUAUGAACCUGAAUCUGGUGAGGUUCUUCUCGAUGGUGUGCCAGUGCGAGAUUAUGACCAUAAAUUUUUGCAUACAAAAGUAUCACUUGUUGGACAGGAGCCGGUUCUCUAUGCGCGUUCUGUUCGCGAAAAUAUUGCGUAUGGAAGCAAAGCAACUUAUGAAGAAGUACAACGAGCAUCAAAACAUGCAAAUGCCCAUGGAUUUAUUACGGAAGCACAAGAAGGUUAUGAGACUGAUGUUGGCGAAAAAGGAGGACAAAUGUCUGGAGGACAAAAGCAGAGAAUUGCCAUUGCUCGUGCACUUGUAAGGGAACCAGUUGUUUUGCUACUCGAUGAAGCGACGUCAGCACUUGACUCAGAAUCUGAACAUUUGGUACAGGAGGCUAUUCAACGAAAUCUUAGAGGCCGAACCGUGCUUUUAAUCGCACAUCGUCUAAGCACAGUAGAGAAUGCUGACAAAAUUGUUGUGAUUAGCGGAGGUCGGGUGGUCCAGGAAGGGGUACACAAAGCCCUAAUAGCUGAAGAUGGUCUAUACAAACAAUUGGUGCAGAGACAAAUGCUUGGUGGUGAGCUGAGUGAGGACUUUACAGCUCCAAAACACACUCAUGGUGGAAGAACUCCCCGUGCCCGGUCUGCUAGAAGAGUUCCACGUUCAACAUCUCCAAGUCAACAAAGUACAGUACAAUCUUUUCUUGGUUCAAGUAUGGCUAGCUCUUAUCUUUAA
This is a messenger RNA of Meloidogyne enterolobii, 2482 nucleotides long. The record is from the annotation of a GenBank genome assembly. Lineage: Eukaryota; Metazoa; Nematoda; Chromadorea; Rhabditida; Meloidogynidae.